AUGGCCCUGCACAAACUCUGCUCGGUGCUGGAAGUGUUGCUUGUAACAAUCCUGGUAGUGGAAGGCAUUGCCGUUGCACAGAAGACACAAGGUGGGCAAAAUAUUGGAGUGAAUCGCAUUCCUCCCACCCAGUGUGACAACUGGGUCCGGACCAGUAAUGGGGGACAUUUUGCUUCACCAAACUACCCAAACAUGUACCCACCCAAUCAAGAGUGCAUCUAUAUCUUAGAAGCUGCUCCACGACAAAGAAUUGAGUUGACCUUUGAUGAGCCCUAUUACAUAGAACCCUCAUUUGAAUGUCGGUUUGAUCACCUGGAGGUUCGAGAUGGACCUUUUGGAUUCUCCCCUCUCAUUAAUCGUUACUGUGGUCUGAAAAGUCCUUCACUAAUUAGAUCAACAGGGAGAUUUAUGUGGAUCAAGUUUAUUUCUGAUGAGGAGCUGGAAGGAAAGGGAUUUCAAGCAAAGUACUCAUUUAUACCAGAUCCUGACUUCACUUACCUAGGAGGCAUUUUAAAUCCCAUCCCAGACUGCCAGUUUGAGCUUUCAGGAGCUGAUGGAAUAGUACGUUCCAGUCAAGUAGAACAAGAAGGAAAAACAAAACCAGGACAAGCAGUUGACUGUAUCUGGACAAUUAAAGCCACUCCAAAUGCUAAGAUCUAUAUGCGAUUUCUGGACUAUCAGAUGGAGCAUUCCAAUGAAUGCAAAAGGAACUUUGUUGCUGUGUAUGAUGGGAGCAGUUCCAUUGAAAACCUGAAGGCCAAGUUCUGCAGCACGGUGGCCAACGAUGUCACGCUGCAGACGGGGACAGGCGUGGUGAGGAUGUGGGCAGAUGAAGGCAGCAGACUGAGCAGGUUCAGAAUGCUCUUCACCUCCUUUGUGGAUCCUCCCUGCUCAGGCAACACUUACUUCUGCCAUAGCAACAUGUGCAUCAAUAAUUCUUUAGUCUGCAAUGGCAUUCAGAACUGUGCAUACCCUUGGGAUGAGAAUCACUGCAGAGAAAAGAAAAAAACUGGAUUGUUUGAACAAAUCACCAAAACCCAUGGGACAAUCAUUGGCAUCACAACAGGGAUAGUUUUAGUUCUUCUCAUCAUUUCAAUUCUAGUGCAAGUAAAACAACCUCGCAAAAAGGUUAUGGCUUGCAAGACUGCCUUCAAUAAAACUGGUUUCCAGGAAGUUUUUGAUCCUCCUCACUAUGAACUGUUCUCACUAAGGGACAAAGAAAUUUCUGCAGAUUUGGCAGAUUUAUCAGAGGAACUUGAAAACUAUCAGAAACUGCGCCGCCCAUCAACAGCUUCCAGAUGCAUUCACGACCACCACUGUGGCUCCCAGGCCUCCAAUAUCAAACAGAGCAGGACCAACCUGAGCUCCAUGGAACUGCCCUUCUGCAAUGACUUUGCACAGCCCCAGCCCAUGAAAACAUUUAACAGCACAUUCAAGAAAAGCACUUACACUUUCAAGCAAGCUCAUGACUGCCCUGAGCAGGUGAUAGAAGACAGGGUGAUGGAGGAGAUUCCAUGUGAAAUUUAUGUCAGAGGAAGGGAAGAUACAGCACAAGGUUCAUUAUCUAUUGACUUUUAA
This is a messenger RNA of Sturnus vulgaris (Common starling), 1578 nucleotides long. RefSeq names its product neuropilin and tolloid like 2 (gene NETO2). Gene Ontology annotation, molecular function: ionotropic glutamate receptor binding. The record is from RefSeq and is a predicted model, not a curated record. Gene Ontology annotation, cellular component: postsynaptic density. NCBI's taxonomy places the organism in Eukaryota, Metazoa, Chordata, Aves, Passeriformes, Sturnidae.